UGAGUAGCUCCCUUUUCGCUUAAAUAAGGAAAUCACUGGAGCAAAAUCAAGGAAAGAAUAAGAGAAGAACCCGCGUGAAGGGAUCGUUGCUGGAUCGGAGAAUGUCUUGAUUCCAUUCGAAGUUGACAUUCUUUGUUUCACUGAAAUCGAUUGGAAGCGAGAGAAGUCAUUAGUUUAAGGAAAAUUCAGACAUGUCAGCUCUCUUCAAUUUCCAUUCAUUCUUAACAGUGGUGCUGUUGGGAAUUUGUACAUGCACUUAUCUGAAGAUGCAUUUUCCGGCUAUUCUUGAGCAGAGAACAGGGUUUCGUGGUUUCUUUUGGAAGGCGGCAAGAAUUGGUGAACGGUUAAGCCCCUGGAUGGCUGUGGGAUGCUUCUCAAUGGGUGUGUCAAUAAUAUUUUUCUGAGCUAGAACCAUCCUGUCUGUGAGAAGUAAGCUUUGUUUUUCUUCUUAUGGAUCUAUAUUUCACCCACCCCAAAAUAGAUCGUGAAAUGGACUCCUUGAUGAUAAUUGUACCAACACUUUUAAACGAACUGAUUCAAGAGGCACUUUAGCAUCUUUGUACAAUUUGGUGAUAUAAUUUCUUGUUGGUAAUUUUCUUUUUAGAGAGA
Tripterygium wilfordii is the source of this 609-nucleotide messenger RNA. Its product is annotated as protein kish-like. Gene Ontology annotation, biological process: protein secretion; intracellular transport. Bases 192 to 404 code for a protein of 70 amino acids. NCBI's taxonomy places the organism in Eukaryota, Viridiplantae, Streptophyta, Magnoliopsida, Celastrales, Celastraceae. The transcript is spliced from 5 exons. The record is from RefSeq and is a predicted model, not a curated record.